Molecule: messenger RNA, 2373 nt
Organism: Pundamilia nyererei
Lineage: Eukaryota; Metazoa; Chordata; Actinopteri; Cichliformes; Cichlidae
Gene: ak3
Product: adenylate kinase 3
Exons: 6
Coding region: 228-1073 (281 amino acids)
Biological process (GO): nucleobase-containing compound metabolic process
Cellular component (GO): mitochondrion
Molecular function (GO): ATP binding; AMP kinase activity
Source: RefSeq, a predicted model, not a curated record
CCGCUGAUUGUAGUUCUCAUCAUCCUUCUCCUCCUCUUCCUCCUCUUUGUGCAAGCGCUGCGCAACAUAAAAAGUCCACCGAGUUCAAACUAGCUGCUUAAGACGCGCCCACUCUUUCUUGCGUUGUGCAGUUUUGCAAGGAGAAGGGAGAGUGGAUCUGCUCUGCGUUUCAUGAGAAGGGAACACUUGUUGUUACUCGAUAAAAGUCAGUUCAAACUCGCUUGGACAUGGUGCUGCCAAGAGUUAUCCGUGCUGUCAUCAUGGGACCCCCGGGGUCGGGGAAAGGAACGGUGUCUGGGCGCAUUACCAAAACUUUUGGACUGAAGCACAUUUCCAGUGGGGACAUUUUGAGAGCCAACAUAAACGCGCAGACCGGUCAGCGUUGUCAGGUUUAUACUGCAAACAUUUGCGCCAGAGUUACCUGGACCUUGGAGGAAGGCCCGCUACUGCUCAAUAUCACCUUGGAUGUGGCUGAGAGCUGUAAAGAUAAGAUAGCCGUGAACUUUUGCUUCAUGAAAGGAGGAGUUACACAUUUGAAGGAAAAAAAAGAGCUGGGGCUGCUAAUGAAGUCCUGUAUUGAUCAGGGUCAGCUGGUACCUGAUGACGUCAUGUCUCGUCUCAUCCUGAAUGACCUGAGGGCAAUAGAUGGCGGCAGCUGGCUGCUCGAUGGUUUUCCUCGUACAGUGUCCCAAGCAGAAGCUCUGGAUGUUGUCUACACCUUGGACACAGUUAUUAACCUCAAUGUACCUUUCCAGACCAUCAAGCAAAGGUUGACUUCACGUUGGACUCACCUUCCGAGUGGCAGAGUAUACAACACAGAUUUCAACCCGCCUAAAGUCCCUGGCUUUGAUGAUGACACAGGGGAGCCUCUUUUCCAGAGGGACGAUGACAAACCAGAGACGGUGACACGGCGAUUGAAGUCUUACGAAACCCAGACGGAGCCCGUCUUAGAAUACUACAGGAGUAAAGGUGUGCUAGAGACCUUCUCUGGGACAGAAACCAAUAAGAUAUGGCCACACGUUGAAGUUUUCCUUCAGAGAAAAUUGUCUUCAAUCAAUCAAAAAGUUGAAUAGAAAGCCUGAGAAGAGUUUAUCGACAGAAACCACUGUGUGCAUUGUCCAGUCAAAAUGCCACUUUUGCAUUAAACAAAGGGAGUAAAAUAUUCUGAAUGUUUUAAAACAGGGAUAACACUCAUCUUACGUGUACAGGAGUACACGGCAGUAAAAUGGCACUUAAUACAAAACAUAAGCUUAGUGUAGUAAUGUUUCCACAAUGUUGACAUUGGUUUUUGAACGUCUCAGGUUGUGUGCAAAAUCUUUUAAACAGUAGUUGUUAGACUUUGCACAGAUUGCCUCUUCACUCCAUAGUGUGCCUUUUUAUGAAGCAAGCAGAAAACUGAGUGACUCCAAUAUUAAGGUUAUUAACAGUAAGUGAAGGCUGCGUUUGCAGAGUAUAACAGCUUGACGUGUGCCGGUGAAUGCAGCCAGUUUUUAAGGAAAGUGUAAAGUCUUUUCUAAUUAUAAUCAUUACUUCCUUUCUUGUUUGAUUCUGAUGAAUAAGAAUGGGCACACACUACAAGACUGACUUGUUGUUUUGUUUUUUAUUUUUUUGUUUUUUGGGGGGUGGGGUUAAACAUGAGAAAUCCCCUAAAAACAAUAUGGUGGGCUCUUUAUGUUUUUGCUUUAGCAUUGCUUUUCCAGAACUGCCUUGCUGGGUUUGUUUUCCAUGCACUAGGCAGCUACCCCAAAGGGAAAUGUGCCACAUUCUACAAAUCACUGUAAAUUCACUUUUGCACUCAAGUGCCUUUUGCUGCUUUUGACAAUAAACAAGGUAGUUAAAUGAAUGUAAAUGAUUUUGAUCGUAGUGGACCAGAUUAAAUGACCAGAUCACAUUUCUUAUGUUAUUUCUUUUUAAUUAAUCAGAAAAAAAGCAUUAUUGUGGAACAGCCUCUUUAGCUAGUCUUAAGUGAUUGCUCUUAAAUUCUGCCAGCUAUUCCUUGUUGUCAUUGACUGAUAUUAGCCAUUUAAUGUGAAUGUGACAACUAAAAAUAUAUAAUUAUACAGUUUGUACAAGGCUUCUGUGCUGCUUCUGUCUUGUUUGGGAGAUGUUGCAGUACUUAAGUAUCAUCUGCUGUGUUGUUGUUUCUUUUCCCUCUUGUUUUUGCACUCUUUUCUUAAAGUUUCUGCGAUAUUUUUAAAAGCCACAGAAAUGCAAACCUACCUUGAACUGUACUGUACAGAUCGAUGCAGCAAAUGUUUCCUGUGCGUAUUCCGAAACACUUGAAGAUAAUGUUUGAAGGCGUAUCUCCUUUCAUAGGUGACUCACAACUAUGUUUAUAAAUCAUAAUAAAUGUCUUACCUAGAUUCCUGGUCA